UAGGAUUUCUUGACAGAAGCUGUCACUACACAGAAGAAACAAUAAAGUAUGGAUAAUCCAGCUAGAGUAAACACGAUGGCAGUCAAGCUUGUGGAGGCCAAUGAUGCACCAGGAGGUGUUCAACUUGUCAAUAGCAGACGCACAAACAAACAUUCCUCCCCAAUGGACCUUGUUGAACUGGCUUCCUCAAUUCAACAGGCUGAUGAAUUUGUGAAAGCUACAGCUGGCAGCAAGUUGACUGUGAUUGCUGAUCAAAUAAAAUAUCUCCAAGAACAGGCUAGGAAGGCACUGAAGGAGGCUCAAAGGGAUAACAUGAUACACCAUGCAGCAUGUAACAUGGUAAAGAAGCCUGGAACAGUGUACUACAUGUACGAAAGGGAAUCAGGCCAGAAGUACAUGUCCAUCCUAUCACCUGAGGAAUGGGGAGCCUCAUGUCCACACGAGUUUGUCGGAGCUUACAAACUUGAAUUUGACAUGUCAUGGACACCUAUUGAAGAAAUGGAAAAACGGACAGAACAGUUUGCCUUGAUAGACCAACUUUUAACAAGUAACCAGAAAUCCAUUUCAGACUCAGCAACUAUUACAGUAUUAGGAGAUGAAAAGUCUGAGAAGUCCUGAUGUUUCUGGAACCUAGCUGUAAUCAUGU
This is a messenger RNA of Ylistrum balloti, 646 nucleotides long. RefSeq lists its product as uncharacterized. The record is from RefSeq and is a predicted model, not a curated record. The coding region runs from base 49 to 618 and encodes 189 amino acids. NCBI's taxonomy places the organism in Eukaryota, Metazoa, Mollusca, Bivalvia, Pectinida, Pectinidae. The transcript has 5 exons.